Pyrus x bretschneideri (Chinese white pear) is the source of this 1460-nucleotide messenger RNA. Its product is annotated as protein MEI2-like 6. NCBI's taxonomy places the organism in Eukaryota, Viridiplantae, Streptophyta, Magnoliopsida, Rosales, Rosaceae. Bases 249 to 1202 code for a protein of 317 amino acids. The transcript has 4 exons. Gene Ontology annotation, molecular function: nucleic acid binding. The record is from RefSeq and is a predicted model, not a curated record.
GCAGACAAUCUGCCUUCGUAAAGUAUAGGGGUAGUUUGUCUUGUAUGGAAACAAAGCCAUGAGAGCAUUAAAUGAAGAGACACCAUGACUUCUACAUGCACUGCCAAUUCUCAUCAGCGCUCUGAUCUUAUUCCCAAAAUUGCCUAAAGAAAACACCCCAGUUCUGAAAAGCCUAUUCCUUUAGCCAUAUAGGUACUAAGCUCACCGCAAAUUACAUCCUAACCAUUCAUCCACACACCCAACCUAAUAUGCUUAACAACAACCUUACACUCCAAACCCUCCCUCCACCCACAGCCUUUUGCCUUUUGAUUCUAAAACCCUUCUCUCAGUUCUCAGUUUUCAGUUAUCUGAUCUUCUCUCCCAUGGCUUCCUCUAGCUACAAUCCACAACCACAAGGUCCCCAACUGAACCCUUAUGCAGAACCAUGGAAACCCAAUACUGUUGUUUGCCAACCCUUUUCUGCUCCAAAUAAUCUUCAGCUUCCUAGGGCAGGGAGACGUCCAGGUUACAGUAAGGGCAAAAGGGUCCACCCAAGCAAAAUUUUCAAUGGCCCCAAUAUUCCUUCUCCUCCUCCUCCCAGGAGAACAUCAGAUAGGACGAGUAGGCCAUGGAAGAAGCUUGAUCAUGGGGCAAAGUGGGUUCCGAAAAACAAGGGGAAGAUGCAGCUGCAUGAAGAAGAGAAGAAGCUUGUCAUUCCUUUUCCAUCUUGUCCUGAUGGGCAAGCAAGGUCUCGUAUAACCACUGUCAUGGUUAAGAAUAUUCCAAAUCAGUUUAAGAGGACUGAUUUUCUGAACGUACUGAAAACGCAUUGUUAUCAAGAGAACCAAAUGCGUCACAUACGCGAUGAACGAAACAAUUCCAAGUUCGAUUUCGUUUAUCUGCCCAUGGACUUCAAGAGAAAGCGGAUUUCAAAUCUGGGUUAUGCGUUUGUGAAUUUCACAAGUCCUGAAGGAGCACUGAGAUUUUACUGGGAAUUUCACAACCGACCUUGGAGAGUAGGAUUCAACCCAAAAAUAUGUGAAGUUACACGUGCCGAAAUCCAGGGCAAGAGUUCUCUAAUGGCAAAUUUUAGGUACAAGCGGUUUUGGUGUCACCUACAUUCGUACCUGCCGGUAGUUUUGGCACCUGCAUGUGACGGUAUGAAUCUGCCUAAGGUAACCGUGGUCGGAAAACUUGCUGGCAAAUCAUCUUACUACAAGUGAUCUGUGCCUUGUGAGGUUCAUUUGGUCAUAUAUGUACAUAUGUAGGGAUAUAUAUAUAUAUAUAUUCUAAGCUUCAAUGAUUUAACAUAUUUGGUGUCUUAACUUAGCUGAAAUCUGAAUUGUGAAUAUAUGGUCUUAUGAUGUGCCAUGAUGUUGGCUUCUUAAGUGAGGAACUUCAAAUGAGUAUCUUUAAAUAUGUGUGCUAUGUGAAGUGGUUGAUGUUUUAAGGAUCAAUGUGAAAUGCUUGGCUUUAUUGCU